AAAGGCCCCAGCUAAACACUUCUUACCAACUGCCCAACACCACCACACACAAACUUGUGGAAAAACGAGAAGAAAAGCGUCUGACACACAUUAAACACUAUUCAGCUUCUUUAUUUUUCAUCGUAAAUUUCAUGUUUUGUCAGCACUCACUCACCUGGGCGCAAAAAAGAUGAAAACUCCAUUUUACUUCUCUUACUAUACACUGAUUCUACCUCGCUUUCUCGCUACUUUUGCGUCACUUUCUCGGUAAAUUCUUGCGGCUGUGCGAAAUCAGGCAUACCCGUGUGUGCUCAGUAGAUAGGUAUGUAUAAGAACCAAUUGCAGGAGUUGGCUCAGAGAAGCUGCUUCAACCUACCAGCAUAUUCAUGUAUACGAGAAGGACCAGACCAUGCCCCUCGGUUCAAAGCAACUGUCAACUUUAACGGAGAGACUUUUGAAAGCCCUACAUUCUGCUCUACUCUGAGACAGGCUGAACAUGCUGCAGCGGAGGUAGCUCUAAGUACACUUGCAAAUAAAGGUCCUUCCAGAGCACUAGCUGCAAGAGUUCUGGAUGAAACUGGAGUUUACAAGAAUUUGCUGCAAGAGACUGCACACAAAGCAGGCUUGAAUCUUCCAAUGUAUACUACUGUUCGAUCAGGGCCUGGCCAUGUUCCUGUUUUCUCAUGCACAGUUGAGCUUGCAAGGAUGAGCUUCACAGGGGAACCAGCUAGGACCAAGAAACAGGCUCAGAAAAAUGCUGCUAUGGUCGCUUGGUCAACCUUGAAGAGAUUGUCUCAACGUGGCUCAACUGUUUCUACUUCACCUUCUUCUCACUUGUUAGAAUCCAAAUGCAAUGAAGAGCAGGAACAAGUUGUCAUCGCUCGCUUUCUUUCCUCUUUGCAACAGCCAGAGUCAAAGCUCUUCAUGCAAAAUGACUGCCAACAUGGACAUCAGAGAUUCAUUCCUAUGUGCAGAGGCCUAGCCCCACCAACUUCAAGCUUAUAUCCUGAACAAUACCAAAGCUGGGCCUACCCUAAUUUUUCCCCAGAGCUGGACCUGUGUCAGAUGUGGCAGCAAGAACAAUUUCUGCAGCUUCAAAACCGCCUAUUAAUUCUUCCUGUUCCACCAUCUCCACCACUUGGUCCUCAGAUUCUGCCGUAUAUGCAGUCUAUUUUCUGCCCAAACCACACGUUAUAUAUUCCAACGGGAAAACAAGAACCAUUACCCAUAGAAGAACCAAGGGUCACAGUUGCCACCUCCAGUCCAUCGCUGUGCUUCUCAAGUAAGUCAGUUCCUGAGCCAAUCAGGAGCAGAUCCACGGUGACUAUUCAAGAAAUACAGGAGGAGAAAGCAGAAGAAUCCUCCAAACUCCCACCGUCUGUAGUUCCAGAUGCCUCUGUCUCUGUUCGCCCCAAUGCUGAACCAAGAAUUGAGCAACCAAUUCAUGAGGAUGGAAAUCAGAAGAAUGUUGAUUUGGAAAGUAAAAUUAGUGUGGAGCUUGAGAACAAAUUCGAAAAUGUUAAAUAUGAAAGAAGCCAAUCAGGGCAAUCUGAAUUGGCUUCUCAUAGGAACUUGGAAUCUGGUUUUAAGCUUGGCAAUCCACAGAUACAAAACCCACGAGCUCCAUCGCAUCUGAGACCCCAGUAUCAUCCAAGAGCUAGUUCUCAUAGAAGUCCCAGAUCACCUUCAUCUACUGCAAUGAGAACGGUGGCACCUAUAUCUUCAGCAAGGCCCCUUCCACAACAUUUGGCAAGCCAGAUUCCUGCUCCACCAAGUAUGAGAACCGGAUUUUCUUCGCACUCAAGCAUACCUAGCACUGAAAGAAGGAACCUUAGACAGGUUCAUCCCAGCUUUAUGGCACCAGCUGUAAGAAUAAGAACAGUUGUACCAGUCUGUUCAGCUCCACCACCAAGACAGAUGCCUAGUUCCAUCUCAGAGGCAGCAGCACCCAAUAGAGAAAAGGAAGAUUCUUUUCAAGAAGAUAUAUCAACAGCAGCUUCAAAACUUGAUAAUUUUCAUUUAUAAGCAUAGUAUAGAUCCUAAGAUUCAUGAUAUUUGUUGCUUUUAACAUAUGAAUUAUAUAUAUUAUCAGAUACUAUGGUGAAGACGCAUAGUAAUAAAAAUAAAUAUUUAUCUGUA
Molecule: messenger RNA, 2118 nt
Organism: Mangifera indica (mango)
Lineage: Eukaryota; Viridiplantae; Streptophyta; Magnoliopsida; Sapindales; Anacardiaceae
Product: double-stranded RNA-binding protein 2-like
Exons: 4
Coding region: 304-2004 (566 amino acids)
Molecular function (GO): double-stranded RNA binding
Source: RefSeq, a predicted model, not a curated record